AAAAUUCAAAUCGUAUAGCCACGUAGCUAACUACCUCGAGAACACUCCUACACUGAAGUUCAAACUUUGAAAAGAAACCCUCUCUCUUCUUCUCCUUCUUCUUCUUCCUCUCCCUCUUCACACAAACUCGCUCGCUCUCUGCAACUCCUCGUUGCUAAACACACACAUGACACAACCUGAUGAAACGAAAGAUUAGGAGAGUGCCAUUUUAUGAAAUAAAAUGUCUCUUCUUCCCCUUCAAAUAGCCUCAUUUCUCACCUUCCUUUUCCUUUCCGGUUCUCCACUAUCUUCUUCUCUCACUCCCGAUGGCCUUUCCCUCCUCGCUCUCAAAGCCGCCAUCGACUCCGAUCCGAAGCGUGCCCUCGACUCCUGGUCCGAAUCCGACCCAACUCCCUGCCAUUGGCACGGCAUUGUCUGCACCCGUAACCGCGUCACGGGGCUCUCCCUCCCCAACAAGGGAUUCUCCGGCUACAUCCCCUCAGAGCUCGGUUUACUCGACUCGCUCAAGCGACUCUGUCUCGCCCACAACAACUUCUCCAUGCCCAUUCCUUCCCAUCUCUUCAAUGCCACCGGACUUCUCUUUCUCGACCUCUCUCACAACUCUCUCUCGGGCCCUAUCCCGGCCCAAAUUCGUGCCCUUAAAACUCUGCGUCACUUGGACUUGUCAUCGAAUUUACUCAAUGGGUCUCUCCCUGAAAGUCUCAGCGAGCUCGAGAAUCUCUCCGGAACCCUAAACUUGUCCUAUAAUAGAUUUUCGAGCGGAGUCCCCGAGUCUUACGGACAGUUCCCGGUGAUAGUGAGCUUGGAUCUCCAACACAACAAUCUCACCGGGAAGAUUCCUCAGGUGGGAUCGCUGUUGAACCAGGGGCCCACGGCUUUCGCUGGGAAUCCUAGCUUAUGUGGGUUUCCGUUGCAGACUCCAUGCCCCGAAGCUCAAAACCCAAAUGUUUUCAGGAGCGCCGUGGAUCCUCAGAACCCAGAGAACACCAACCACAGCCCUAGUUUCCCAGAUGGCGGUGGAGAGAGGGGGAACGGAAAAGCAGGCUCAUCAGCCAUACGGAUUAUCUCCGGCGUUUCAGUGGUGGUGGGGGCCGUGUCGGUCUCGGUGUGGCUGUCUCGGAGGAAGUGGGGGAGGUCUGGCGAGGGCAAAACGGGGAAACAGAAAGAGGAGGAGGGUGAGGUCGUGGAGGAAGAAGGGCAAAAGGGUAAAUACGUGGUGGUGGACGAGGGGGGCAAGGGGUUUAACCUGGAAUUGGAGGAUUUGUUGAGGGCAUCGGCGUACGUGGUUGGAAAGAGCAGGAGUGGGAUAGUGUACAAGGUGGUGGCUGGAAGAGGGGGACCAGGUGCGGCGGCACCCACGGUUGUGGCCGUAAGGCGGCUGAGCGAAGGCGAUGCCACGUGGCGAUUCAAGGAGUUUGAAUCCGAGGUGGGGGCAAUCGGGAGGGUCCACCACCCCAACAUCGUGCAGUUGAGAGCUUAUUACUAUGCAGACGAUGAGAAACUGCUGGUUACCGAUUACAUCCGCAACGGAAGCUUGUACACCGCACUGCAUGGGGGUCCAUCUAAUUCUUUGCCAGCACUGUCGUGGGCAGCAAGGUUGAAAAUUGCUCAAGGAACGGCCAGGGGUUUAACAUACAUACACGAGUUCAGCCCGAGGAAACAUGUUCAUGGCAACAUAAAAUCAACGAAAAUCCUUCUUGAUGAUGACCUCCAGCCUUACAUUUCUGGUUUUGGGCUUGCUCGCCUUGUUUCGAACACUGCUAAGUUUACCAAUUCGGCAUCAAAAAAGCAGAACGCGAACCAAAUCGUAUUUACCCCUGCAAUAGAUUCAAACAUUUCAACUCCUCCCAACAUAUACAUGGCGCCCGAGGUUCGAGUUUCUGGGAGCAAGUUCUCUCAGAAAUGUGAUGUUUACUCAUUCGGUGUUGUGCUCUUGGAGAUGUUGACUGGUCGGCUGCCAGAUGCAGGACCAGAAAACAAUGGUAAGACCCUGGAGAGUUUUGUAAGGAAAGCAUUUCGUGAGGAACGCCCCCUGUCCGAGAUUAUAGAUCCAGCACUUCUGCCCGAGGUUUAUGCAAAGAAGCAAGUUGUUGCUGCAUUUCAUAUUGCACUCAACUGCACUGAACUCGAUCCAGAGGUGCGACCUAGGAUGGGAAUGGUGUCGGAGAGUCUGGAUCGCAUCAAACCGCAAUGAAAACAAUUAAAGAACCCCCUUAAGAGUUCCGGUUCUUGCUGCUGGAUGGUUAAAAAUCCUUGGUUGGAGGGCUAUCUGCCUAUCCUUAUGUAUGUAUGUUUUCUUAGAUAUGUUAUUGUUAGCCGUGACAUUGUGUUGAAUUUUGUCUGGUGGAGGGUGUGAAAGUCUGUGAAUUGUAAGCCCUGUGGAUUCCUAGCAAUGAAAGGAUAUCAUUCCAACCGGUGUAA
Messenger RNA from Juglans microcarpa x Juglans regia, 2421 nucleotides. RefSeq names its product receptor protein kinase-like protein ZAR1. The transcript has 2 exons. The record is from RefSeq and is a predicted model, not a curated record. Gene Ontology annotation, biological process: protein phosphorylation. Gene Ontology annotation, molecular function: protein binding; ATP binding; protein kinase activity. Bases 221 to 2194 code for a protein of 657 amino acids. Lineage: Eukaryota; Viridiplantae; Streptophyta; Magnoliopsida; Fagales; Juglandaceae.